GGGAACCGCGACUGAACCGCGCUGCGAGCAGCCACCCCGGGAGAAAGGGCCCGGGUUGAAGCGCGGUCGGAACCUGACACCCACAGCCGAUCCCAAGGCGUGCACCGGAGAACGGGGCGGCCCGGUCCUUGGAUAUCGGCCACUCUCUGCCGAGCGCCGAGAAACAAGUGCGCCCUCCCCCUGGAAGGGGCUGGGGGGCUCCGGCGGCGCCCCUGAUGUGGGCUGGGGAGCGGUCCGGCCUACGGGAGCGGCCCCGGGAAUCCGUGGAGCCCCCGCGUCCCUGGGCGCCGCUGGGGGCGCGGGUCCGGGCCCGCUGGCCAAGUUUGAGGAGCGAGAGAUGGCAAGUCUGGGGCGGCCAAAACUUUGCUGGGGCCCCGGAUCAAGCCUGUGGCCUGCCGCCCCCCCACCCCGGAUUCCCUCUGCAUCACUACUGCACCCUGCCUUUGGGGGCUCCGGGCGGGGCGGCGGGAGGCCGGGCGGGGGGCGAGACGGAAACCUGGUCUCGGGAAAGGCGGCGGGGGCCUGGGGGCGAGAGGGAAAUCCCAGUCAACGGAAAGGCUGGCUUCCCAAAGAUGCUCUGUCCCGGGGGACACAGGGACACACUGGGCCCCAAAGACGGGUCCAGGUGUUCACAGAAGGCCGGGCCAGAGGGGCCGCGGCGAGAACCGGGGCUGGGGCGAACCGGGGCGGGAAGGAGAGGAGGGCGGCGGGCAGGGGCGGGAGCGCGGAGCGGGGAGAGGCUGCCGAGAGCGGCGGGCAGGACGCGGAGGCUGCUGGCACGCGGGCCGCGGCCGAGGCGGCCACGGGGGACACGAGCGGCCGGCGGGUGAGGCCGCGGACAAGGGGCAGCCGCCACCGGCCCUGGGCAGGUGAUGGUUUGGCUCCAAGAGGAAGGGGGAAGGGAGACGGGCAGGCAUCGGUCUGGGGCCCGUGCCAGCAACUGCGCUUCUCCGGGGCGGCCAGCAGAGGGGCGAGGGGCCCACCGGAGAGAAAGGCAGGCCAGGCUCAGAAGGGAGGCUGUGCCAGGCAUGACAGCUACCUCGGGGUGCGAGAAGGAGUUGACAAAGCAGAUUUCAUGGGUGAACUGGUGAAGGAAGCAGCGGAACUGCAAGAGGUCAUGCAGAUGGAAAAUGCUGAAAAACACCUUGGCAAAAAAUUGCAUUGGACUGUAGUCGUUUGUAUCCUAAAGAGAAACACAAAAAGGCUGAGGACUGGGACUUUGUGA
Molecule: messenger RNA, 1225 nt
Organism: Rangifer tarandus platyrhynchus (Svalbard reindeer)
Lineage: Eukaryota; Metazoa; Chordata; Mammalia; Artiodactyla; Cervidae
Source: the annotation of a GenBank genome assembly